CAAACGUUGAGCACCAAGUAGUAUUCUCUACGUCUAUAGAAAGUAGUACUUUUCAGCGAUGGCAAGAACCAAGCAGACCGCUCGUAAGUCCACCGGUGGUAAAGCCCCGAGGAAGCAGCUCGCCACCAAAGCCGCCCGUAAGAGCGCUCCGGCUACCGGCGGAGUCAAGAAGCCUCAUCGUUACCGGCCCGGCACCGUGGCUCUGAGAGAGAUCCGUCGCUAUCAGAAGUCCACCGAGCUGCUGAUCCGCAAGCUGCCCUUCCAGCGUCUGGUGCGAGAAAUCGCUCAGGACUUCAAGACGGACCUGCGCUUCCAGAGCUCCGCUGUCAUGGCCCUGCAGGAGGCCAGCGAGGCUUAUUUGGUCGGUCUGUUUGAGGACACCAACCUGUGCGCCAUCCACGCCAAGAGAGUCACCAUCAUGCCCAAAGACAUCCAGCUGGCCCGCCGCAUCCGUGGAGAGCGCGCUUAAACCCAACGCUUCAUCUUAAACACAAAGGCUCUUUUAAGAGCCACUAAAUUUACACUGAAAGAGAGUUUCCCCAUGUAACGCGGAA
Messenger RNA from Puntigrus tetrazona (Sumatra barb), 554 nucleotides. RefSeq names its product histone H3. NCBI's taxonomy places the organism in Eukaryota, Metazoa, Chordata, Actinopteri, Cypriniformes, Cyprinidae. The record is from RefSeq and is a predicted model, not a curated record. The transcript has a single exon. Gene Ontology annotation, cellular component: nucleosome. Bases 59 to 469 code for a protein of 136 amino acids. Gene Ontology annotation, molecular function: structural constituent of chromatin; protein heterodimerization activity; DNA binding.